Messenger RNA from Cordyceps fumosorosea ARSEF 2679, 411 nucleotides. RefSeq names its product CENP-S complex, centromere protein X. The coding region runs from base 1 to 411 and encodes 136 amino acids. Gene Ontology annotation, cellular component: Fanconi anaemia nuclear complex; FANCM-MHF complex. The record is from RefSeq and is a predicted model, not a curated record. NCBI's taxonomy places the organism in Eukaryota, Fungi, Ascomycota, Sordariomycetes, Hypocreales, Cordycipitaceae. Gene Ontology annotation, biological process: replication fork processing; resolution of meiotic recombination intermediates; DNA repair. The transcript has 2 exons.
AUGCCACCCAAGCCGACCAGUGGUGCCCGCAGUCGCUCACAAGCUGGCAGCAGCAGGCAAGCGGCCGAGGACUUGAGCGACGCCGCCUCCAGCGACCCGUUCGAUACCGGCGACGACUCGCCGCCCCGCCACCGCCCUCAGGGCGCGAGCCGCGACGCGAGCAGCGGCGCCGCGGUAGGGGACUCGGCCGCCGACAAGUCGAUCCCCAAGGACUUACUCACGCGCAUCCUGCACGACCUGUUCGAGAAGGACGCGACGCGAGUCUCACGCGACGCCAACGCCGCCGUGGGCAAGUACGUGGACGUUUUUGUGCGCGAGGCGAUUGCACGCUCGGCGGUGGAGAAGCGUUCGGGUUUUCUUGAGGUGGAGGAUUUGGAAAAGAUUGCGCCGCAGCUCCUGCUAGAUCUCUAA